This is a messenger RNA of Aspergillus bombycis, 492 nucleotides long. RefSeq names its product putative ssDNA binding protein Ssb3. Gene Ontology annotation, molecular function: single-stranded DNA binding; damaged DNA binding. Bases 1 to 492 code for a protein of 163 amino acids. Gene Ontology annotation, cellular component: DNA replication factor A complex; nucleus; site of double-strand break. Gene Ontology annotation, biological process: double-strand break repair via homologous recombination; DNA replication; nucleotide-excision repair. The record is from RefSeq and is a predicted model, not a curated record. NCBI's taxonomy places the organism in Eukaryota, Fungi, Ascomycota, Eurotiomycetes, Eurotiales, Aspergillaceae. The transcript has 2 exons.
AUGUCGCUCCAAACACCCCGCGUCCUCCCCGCCCACCUCCACGCCUUCCACCCCUCCAACGCAAACCCCCACGUCACAAGCACUGUCCGUCUUCUGGGCACAGUAACGGCGCUCCGCGGCGACACGGCAACCAUCACGUGCGGAGAUAACGGAGACGUGACACUGAUCUUGAAGCCCGAUUCGCAUCUGCAGAUGGGCAAGUUAGUCGAGGUUGUUGGGAAGGUGACUGAUGUUGAGGGGCAGGGUCUUGGGGUGAGGGUGUUGGGCAGCUUUGAUUGGGGAAAUCCCUCUGAUUGCGGUAUGUGGUUCGCCCUUCCUUUCUUUCUUGUUGGUCUACGUUUCUUUGGUGUUGUUGUUAGGAGCUUGGUGCUGGGAAGAAUUAUGUGGGGAGCUCGGGCUGAUGGUGGUUCUUGGACAGAUUAUAAAAUAUAUGAGAAUGUUGUCAAUGCGACACAUCGGUUCAAGUCGCUUUUCUACGAGGCGGCUGAAUAA